UGCACCAUGUUAGGUUUAAGUGCACUGAAGCUGUGCGAAAAGACUCUACACAAGAGUCGUAGAAUGCAGCGUUUUGUGUUGUAGCAAGUAAAAUAUUGCCACGUCAGUUAGUCUUUUGGGAAAAUGACGUCUGGGAAGAAUUGUUUUAAGUUAAAAUCAAACAAAAUCAAGAAACUCGCGAAACGCGCACGAAAAGAAACUUUUUUUAUGACAAGGUCCAUUUUUCUUUCAGUUCAGUGGCUCAUUUCCGAGGGACUCUUGAACGCAGCAUCGCCAUCAAAACAACAAGACGUUAAACUCGGUUAAACUCGACCGCGCUCGUGCGUCAAUAUGGACAAAUGAGAGAGCGCCAUCUCUCUACCCGGAAGAAGGAUUUCCCCGACAGCUCCACCCAGACCGUCCAUGGCCGACGAGCAUGAGUCCUUCGACCUCAGGUCUCCUCCGCUGGACCCAUCCGCAGCUGCAGGACACAGCUGGUUCCCCGGACCCCCUCCACCCAUGUAUUCCUGCACCCUGACCCCCGAGCUGGUGCACAAGGCACGGGAGGAGCUCCAGGAGAAGCCGGAGUGGCGUCUUCGGGAUGUCCAAGCACUGAGAGACAUGAUACUGAAGGAACAGCCCAACCUCAGGACCCGGCUGGACGACGCCUUCCUGCUGCGCUUCCUGCGGGCCAGGAAGUUUGACUACGACCGUGCCCUGCAGCUGCUGCUCAACUACCAAGCCGGCCGGAAGGCUUGGCCCGAGGUGUUCCAGGACCUGAAGCCGUCCACGGUGAAGCACGUCCUGGACCUGGGCUUUCUCACCGUCCUGCCACAGCCCGACCCCAACGGGAGAUACAUCCUCUGUCUCCGGCCAGGGAAAUGGAAACCAAAUGAUUAUCCAUUUGUCGACAAUGUGAGGGCCAUUUAUCUGACUCUGGAGAAGCUGAUCCAGCCGGAGGAGACGCAGGUGAACGGUAUUGUGAUCUUAGCCGACUACACCGGAGUGGGCAUGUCCCAAGCGUCCAAUCCAGGCCCGUUCCUCGCCAAAAAAGUUGUAAGCAUCCUCCAGGAUGGCUUUCCGAUCCGAAUCAAGGCCGUUAACAUAAUAAACGAGCCCAUGAUCUUCAAAGGCAUCUUUGCCAUAAUAAAGCCUUUUCUGAAGGAGAAGAUGGCAGAGAGGUACAUUCUCCACGGCUCGGACCUGCGCUCUCUGCACCGGAACAUCCCCCGCUCGGUUCUGCCCGAGGAGUACGGCGGCAUCGCGGCCCAGCUGGACUUGUGUGCGUGGUCCAGAGUGCUUCUGAACUGUGAGGAGGAAUUCAUAGUGGAGUUCUGCCAGCCGGAUCCACUAGAGGGCGUGGUGCUUCCAGACGCCAUGCUGUUCGAAGGGGAGCAGGCCAGCGGGCAGGACGACGACACCUUCAGGGGGCUGCGCUCGCAACUCUACUACUGUUACUGAUGCACACACGCCCACCACAGAGAGGACAUUUUUCUGUUUCCUUUGAAACGUGUGUAGACUUUACAGGGCAAGUUGCCAAUAUUCUACAUGAUUUAUUUUACUAACUAAGCAGCACUACUAUAGGUAGAUCUAGUCUUCUGUAGUUUACACAUAGCCCAGCAUUCAGUCAUGGUUCCAAGGCAGCUGCAGGCUCAGGCAAAGAGGCUUCUGACAUGCGCCGGUGCAUGUUUGGCCAUUAUCGGAGGCACUUAACGGUGGGUACUUAAAGGAUAAGUUCACAUUUUUUCAGUAGUCAGGUCAUGUACACUGAAGCAUGCAAUUAUUCCUCUUGUCCAUACUGACCGUUAAAGGAUCCCUUCCUAAUGUGCUUCCAAUGUAAGAGAUGGGGGACAAAAUCCACAGUCUUUGUUGUGCCAGACCUGUCUCCACAGCACCGCUGAGGAAGGUUUGGCAAAAGGAGCAUACAUUCUGGGAUAGGAGAAAAAAAACACUCUGGGGUUGGUUGCAUUUCUUUAAACCAAUCGCAAUCGGCCGUGCCUCUUGCAAAAAUAUUCCCGGGAAGGAACUUAUUUAGGAAA
Messenger RNA from Perca flavescens (yellow perch), 2018 nucleotides. RefSeq names its product tocopherol (alpha) transfer protein-like (gene ttpal). The transcript has 6 exons. Gene Ontology annotation, molecular function: phosphatidylinositol bisphosphate binding. Gene Ontology annotation, cellular component: membrane. The record is from RefSeq and is a predicted model, not a curated record. The coding region runs from base 403 to 1440 and encodes 345 amino acids. NCBI's taxonomy places the organism in Eukaryota, Metazoa, Chordata, Actinopteri, Perciformes, Percidae.